This is a messenger RNA of Argentina anserina (silverweed cinquefoil), 2700 nucleotides long. Its product is annotated as pentatricopeptide repeat-containing protein At4g01030, mitochondrial-like. Gene Ontology annotation, molecular function: zinc ion binding; protein binding. NCBI's taxonomy places the organism in Eukaryota, Viridiplantae, Streptophyta, Magnoliopsida, Rosales, Rosaceae. The record is from RefSeq and is a predicted model, not a curated record.
AUGGCCAAACUAGCUCAGUUUCACUUCCUUCAAACCUCAUUAAGCUCCAACUCACCAUCUUUGCCUAGACUUUCUCCAACCCACACCUUGUUGGAGGACUUGGGUCAGUUGGGUGAGCUCAAGACUUUGAAUUCAGAUGUCCAGAUGAUAAAAAUGACCAACAACAACAAAAUGGAUGUAAAGGAGAAGUCUUUGGUCACAUACUACUUGGAGUUCGGUGAUUCCAGGUCAGCUGCAAUGGCUUUCUUUGUGGGCUCUGCUCACUAUCUUCCAUGGAGUAGUUUCCUAGAAGAGUUUAGAAGAUAUGGGAAUGAUUUAGAAGACUCUUAAGUUCUUAAGUUCUUUUGUGAGUUUCAUAGUGGGGGACUAAUAUUUGAUAGCAGAGUUCUUAGUUCUGUUUUGAAACUUUGUGGGAAUUUGAAGGAACUGUGGCUUGGGUUGGAAAUGCAUGCUUAUUUGAUCAAAAGGGGGUUUGAUUUGGAUGUUUACAUGAACUGUGCAUUUCUUAAUUUUUAUGGGAUUUGUUUAGAUAUAGAGAAAGCUAAGCAGUUAUUUGAUGAAAUGUCUGAGAAAGAAGAUAUGUUGUGGGAUGAGGUAAUCAAGCUCAACUCUAAGAAUGGGAGAUGGGUGAAUGUUCUUGAUUUGUUCAGGAAUAUGCAACUGUCAUUUGCUAAACCCAAUAGUGCUACGAUUAUCAAUGCGCUUCAAGCUUGUGGAAAAGUGAGAGCUUUUAAUGAAGGAAAGCAAAUUCAUGGGUAUGUUUUGAGAUGGGGAUUGGAAUCGAAUUUGUCAAUAUGCAAUUCUCUUAGCAUGUACUCCAGAAAUGGCAGACUACAUUUAGCUAGAGCUGUUUUUGAUUCAAUGAGUGAUCAUAAUUUAUUGUCAUGGAACUCAAUUAUCUCUUCUUAUUCUGCCCUUGGUUGCUUGAAUGAUGCUUGGAUUGUUUUCAAUGAAAUGGUGUCUUUGAAUGUUAAGCCAGACAUUGUGACUUGGAAUUGCCUUUUGACCGGCCAUUCUCUUCAUGGCUCGUAUCAAAAAGUACUUGCCAAUUUGAAGAGAAUGCAAGAUGCCGGGUUCAAGCCUAAUUCAAGUUCCAUUAGUAGUGUUCUUCUUACUGAAUUAUGUUUCUUGAAGCAUGGGAAAGAAAUACAUGUUUUUGUGUAUAGAAAUGGACUCGACUAUGAUGUAUAUGUAGGAACUUCGUUAGUAGACAUGUAUGUGAAGAAUAGUUGUUUAUGCUUUGCUCACAUUGUCUUUGACAACAUGAAGAACAAAAGCAUUUAUGCGUGGAAUUCGUUGAUAUCAGGGUAUUCCUUCAAGGGUCUUUUUGAAGACGCUGAACAAUUAUUAAACAGAAUGAGUCAAGAAGGAAUCAAACCAGACUUGGUGACAUGGAAUGGUUUGAUUUCAGGGUAUGCAAUCAAGGGUCGCCAUAAGGAUACCAAAGCCGCAAUUCAGCAGAUGAAAACUUCAGGGUUAACCCCUAAUGUGGUCUCAUGGACUGCACUUAUAUCAGGUUGUUCGCAAAAUGAGAAUCACGCCGCAUCGCUCAAGUAUUUUGUUCAAAUGCAACAAGAAGGUAUCAAGGCAAACUUUGCAACCAUAUCCAGCCUACUUAAAGCUUGUGCAGGACUGUCUUUGUUGCGUAGGGGUGAAGAGAUACACUGUCUAAGCAUGCGGAAAGGUUUCAUUGAGGAUGUAUAUGUUGCCACAGCACUGAUAGAUAUGUACAAGGCAGGCAAUUUCAGAUGUGCCUAUGAGGUUUUUAGGAUGAUUGAAAACAAGACAUUAGCUUCUUGGAAUUGCAUGAUCAUGGGAUUUGCUACAUAUGGUUCUGUGAAAGAGGUUGUUUCUCUUUUCAGUGAAAUUGGGGCUGGUCUGCAGUCAGAUGCUAUAACUAUCAGUGCUGUGAAUUGUUGCAAAAACUCAGGUUUAGUCGAUGAAGGAUGGAAGUUGUUCGAUAGUAUGAGCAGAGAUUACAACAUAGCUCCAACUAUUGAGUAUUUCUCGUGCAUGGUAGAUAUUCUUGCAAGAGCUGGUUAUCUUGAUGAAGCUUGGGAUUUUAUUCAAACGAUGCCAUUAAAGCCGGAUGCUACUGUCUGCGCUUUUCUUGGAUCCUGCAUAACCCAUAAGCACUUGGAUUUUGCAGAGACUACAGCUAAGAAUCUAUUUGAGUUGGAACCUCACAAUCCAGCCAAUUAUGUCCUGGUGAUGAACUUAUAUUCAAUGUCAAACAGAUGGGUGGAUGUGCAACGCCUUAAAGAUUUGAUGAGGAAAGUUGGGGUGAAACAUAGUCCUGUGUGGAGCUGGACACUAAUUGAUCAGAAAAUCCAUACGUACUGUGCAGAAGGAAAACCUCAUCCAGACUCGGGAGAAAUAUAUUUUGAAUUGUAUCCUUUGAUUUCCGAAAUGAAGAAAAUAGGCUUUGUACCUGACAUCAGCUGUGUAUAUCAAAACAUAGAUGCCGUAGAGAAGAAGAUGCUGCUAAGUCACACGGAGAAACUGGCCAUUACCUAUGGACUGAUGAAGAUGAGAAAAAGAGAACCUAUCAGGGUGGUUAAAAACACAAGGGUCUGUUCUGAUUGUUAUACUGUAGCAAACUACAUGUCUCGGGUGCGAAAAUGCCAGAUACUCCUCAAGGAUGGUACUCGGUUUCACCACUUCAGGGAAGGAAAGUGCACCUGCAAUGACUGCUGGUAA